GCCGCGGAUACCGGAGGCGGGGACUGAGCGGAGCCGGAGCAAUGAGGAGAUGAAAUCUACAGUGAUUUACAGCUGAAGAACGGGGGCUGGACCCACUAGACAUCAGAUGCAUAUAUAUCCCGCACACCGAAACUUUUUUGGGCACUGACGGCAUCGUGCAAGGCGCAACUAUCAGCGGGGUAGCUUUGUAUGAAGAAUUAGAAAACAUGAUGGCAAAUAUUCUGAUUCUGAUUGGGAUAAUAACCAUGUCGUUGACGUUUUGGGUUGUGUCCAUGACAGCAAGUAGCUAUUAUGAUAAUCUACGACCUGUGUCACCCUGGCGAUGGAUGUUUUCGGUGAUAGUUCCACUGAUUAUUACUUCACACGCACUAAAGAACAAGAGUCUUGACUACAGUGGAGCAAUUGGAGCUCUGCUUGUUGGAAUCAUCCUCACAGUUGCCAACUUCAGUUUCUUUUCUGCAUUGCUAACUUUUUUUGUUAGCUCAUCCAAACUUACAAAAUGGAAAGCAGAAGCAAAGAAGCGUUUGGAUGCAGAAUAUCAGGAAGGGGGCCAGAGGAACUGGUUACAAGUAUUCUGUAAUGGCGGUAUUCCUACAGAAAUCGCCUUGCUUUAUAUGAUUGAAAAUGGGCCCGGAGAAAUCGCAAUUAAUUUUUCAAAACAGUACACUGCUUCUUGGAUGUGUCUGUCCCUCCUGGGUGCUCUGGCUUGCAGCUCAGGAGAUACAUGGGCAUCAGAGGUAGGAAGUGUGGCUAGCAAGAGGCAACCAAGGCUGAUAACCACUUGGGAAAAGGUACCCAUUGGUACAAAUGGAGGAGUCACUGUUGUGGGUCUUGUAGCAAGUAUACUUGGUGGAACAGUUGUUGGCUUAGCUUACCUACUAACUCAGUUUAUGUUUGUGGAGGAUCUGGGUCUUUCACCACCUCAGUGGCCAAUUGUUUUAUAUGGUGCCGUGGCAGGUUUCCUCGGUUCCAUUUUGGACUCCUAUCUCGGUGCCACAAUGCAGUAUUCAGGUUUUGAUGAAGACAGUGGAAUGGUUAUUAAUCACAUUACUCCAAAUGCAAAGCACAUAUCAGGGAAACCUAUCCUGGAUAACAAUGCUGUGAAUCUCUUCUCUACCAUCCUUAUUGCUCUGCUAUUGCCAGGAAUAACCUGGCCUAUGUGGCCAAGAAAACUAACAAUAUAGAAAGGUGUGAGAUGAGCAUCUAUUAAUGCAGUAUUCCCAUAACAGUUCAUGCUACUUUGAAUAAUGAACAUGCACUAAUAUACUUUUUAAGAGCUGAAUUUAGUUGUUGAAAUGAAUUCUUGGGAUCAUAACGUGAAGGUUUAGUUAUUGCAACCUUGGACAAAUUACAUGAUUCACUCAAAUCUUUUGUGUAUUACUUCUCAGUGAUCUAUGCUUAUUAUUAUUUUAGAAAGGUUUGUAAGUGGGUCAUAGAUGGGGUAGAAAGAAUGCUUUUCCCCAGGAAAAGGGAAUCCAAAACUAGAGGGCAGAGGUUUAUGGUUAGAGGAAGAAAUUUAAAAGAUCUAAGCGGCAGGUUUUUCAGAGGUUGGUGGUUAUAUCAGCUGCCAGAUGAAGAGGUACAGGUAGAUACAAGUAUGUUUAAGACCAUUUGGACAAGUACUUGGAUAGGAAAGAAGUAGACUAUUAUGGACCUAAAGCAGACAAAUUAGAUUUGUGCACAUAGGCAUCAUGGUCGAUGUGGACAGGUUGGUCCAUAGAGCUGUUACAGCUCCAAGACUAUUAUUAAACAUAGUCUCAUCAUUCCUGAGGCAUAGAAGCACAAAGCUCCCACGGGAAAACAAAAUGAUGGACACCACUAAAAAUCUUUCUUUUGUAAAAGCAUUGACAUUAACAUGAGUGGCCUUGACCUGUUCCACAACCACAGUUCAGAAAGCUUUUAAAAAUAAGCUUGGUAAGAGGCGGUGGAGGAGAGGUGGAUUCUGAGCAAGGUAGACAAGCUGGGAUUAUCACUUGCUUCCACACUAACUUUCAUACUAAUGAUUAUGUAAAUUGAAGGCCUUCCAAAUCUCACUUGCCCAAUUGUGUAUGUAAUAGAAUCACAAGAGACUGCUGGAAUCUGAAGCAAAAACAAACUGUUGGAGGGACUUCGUGGAUCGAGCAACAUCUAUGAGGGGAGAGAAAUUGUUGGCCUUUCGGGUCAAAACCUGCAUCAAGACCUGGAAUGUGGACCCAAGUCCUAAUGCAGGAUCUCGACCCGAAACGGCGAUAGUUUUCCUCCUGUCCCACUGAGACGCUGCUAGACUAACGGAGUUGGUUUUUGGUGUAUAAUAAAUUGACACGGUUCUUUUGCUAUUAGAGUCAUUGCUGCUGAAAUUGGUGAGAUUGAGAGAAUUUCUGAGGUUUUGCACUUAUCACCCAGAGUUCAGUGCUGCUCUCAUUCCAUAUCAUUAAGCCUGCCCUAAUUAGAGAGAGAGAAUAUACGGGACUGUUUCCUGAAGUUUUAGGCAGAAGUUUCCCUCGCACAUAGACACUACCGGAGAGGGCUGUGGAGAAAUAUGCAAUGUUUACUAAUGCCUGCAGUGAAUGAGCUCAUGAGUAUGUGGAUCAGUAGAUAACAAAUCCCACAGAUAAAGAGGACUGUGCUUUUUUUUAAAUGUAUAUUGACAUUCCUUUUGAAGAUGCUUCUGUUAAAACAGAAAUGCUUUGCAUUUUGUAAUAAUUCUUACUUUAUAAAAGUAUUUUAUUUGCACAUAAGAUUUGUCUGUAUAGAGUUUGUACUUUCUCCCUGUGACCGCAUGGGUUUUCUCCGGGUGUUUCAGUUUCUCCUUGCACUCCAAAAGGUUUGUAGGUAGUUACAGGUUUGUAGGUUAAUUGACUUUGAUAAAAUUGUAAAUUCUCCCCAAGUGUAGAAUAGUGUUAAUGUAGAGGGUGAUUGUUGGUCAGCGCUGACUCGGAGGGCCUGUUUCAUUCUGUAUCUAUAAAGUCUAAAAGGCUUAAAGCUGGUUGAGAGGGCCAGCAGCAUCUCAAUGUAUUAUUUCUUUCCAAAAACUAACAUCCAUCAACACAUCACUCCCUCAAUAAGAUUCUCAAUUGUCAAAAAAUAUUUUCUCCAAUUUCUUAAUUCAAAAUGUUCUGAAUCCAAAACUUCCCAAUUGAAAUGGCUAAUCCAAUUUAAUUUAAAUAAACCAAGGAUGAAGAAAAAUUAACAUGAAAUAUCCUGAUAAAUUGCUAUUUUUAUUGAACUAUGUUCAAAAACGAUUGUUGUCAUUAGAUUUCUAUGUUCUAUGAUGUGUUCAUAACUAGUUUCUGUAACCUUUUAUUUAGCUAAAUUGAUAUAAGUACAAAUUUUGUUCAUGACAAUUGCUGUAAACUGUAAAAUAUGUUUGAAUACUUAAUGUAUAUCUUCAGAUGUGUGCAAUUUUCCUAAUUUUUAGUUAUAGCUAUUAUGUUUUAUUUGUGCAAUCACAGAUAUAAUUUUGCUUAUCUGAAAUAAUACAGAUCAACACG
Molecule: messenger RNA, 3470 nt
Organism: Leucoraja erinaceus (little skate)
Lineage: Eukaryota; Metazoa; Chordata; Chondrichthyes; Rajiformes; Rajidae
Gene: tmem19
Product: transmembrane protein 19
Exons: 7
Coding region: 207-1184 (325 amino acids)
Cellular component (GO): membrane
Source: RefSeq, a predicted model, not a curated record